AUGCCUGGGUUCGCAGAUUUCAAGGACCGUGCGUCCAACAUUUUCGGUGGUGGUUUCGAGAAGUUCGAGAUGCCCAAACAAGGCUACGACCAGAUGGACGGGGCCGCUCUCGGCGGUGGCGGAGGCGCGUACCAGGCCGAAACCGGUGGUAACGAUUCUCCGAUGUCGUUCGAGGAGAUCGAACGGCCACCGUUGCGCCACGUCGACAAGUACGUCCGGGCGGAGUGUCCCUGCAUCAAGACGACCCGCUACACCAUUGCGCUGAUGACUUGCCUCGGGUUCAUCAUAUCGUUCGGGAUGCGCUGCAACAUGGGCAUGGCCAAACUGCAGUUCGAGAACGGGUCGGUGAAGUACAACUGGACGGUGGCGAUGGAAAGCGCGGUCGACUCGUCGUUCUUCUGGGGUUACCUCGUGACGCAAGUUCCGGGCGGUUUCCUGGCCUCGAUGUUUCCAGCCAAUCGCAUCUUCGGCACGGCCAUCGCCUGCUCGGCGUUCCUGAACCUGCUCGUGCCGGGCGCCAUGAUGCUACAUCCCACCGUCGUCAUUCUGGUGCGCGUCCUGCAGGGUUUGGUUGAGGGUGUAACGUAUCCGGCGUGCCACGGUAUCUGGCGCUUCUGGGCACCACCACUCGAGCGGUCCCGGCUGGCCACGAUGGCGUUCAGCGGCUCGUACGCGGGCGUCGUGAUAGGCAUGCCCAUGUCGGGCAUCCUGACCGGUUCGAUCAGCUGGCACGCACCGUUCUACUUCUACGGCGUGAUGGGCCUGAUAUGGUACUGCUUCUGGCUGUGGCUUUCGUUCGAGAAGCCCCGCCAGCACCCAACCAUCACCGGCAAGGAGCUCAAGUACAUCGAAAAGUCGCUCGGCGAGUCGGUGCAGCUACCGAUGCCGACCAUCGCGACGACCCCGUGGCGUCACUUCUUCACCUCGAUGCCCGUCUACGCGAUCAUCGUGGCGAACUUUUGCCGCUCGUGGAACUUCUAUCUGCUGGUGCUUUACCAGAGUGCCUACCUGAAGCACUCGUUUGACUUCCGAAUCGAAGAGACUGGUAUACUAGGAGCGCUGCCGCAUCUGCUGAUGACGAUCAUUGUACCGUUCGGCGGUAUGUUGGCCGAUCACAUACGCAAAACGGGGAUUCUGUCGACGACAAAUGUGCGCAAACUGUUCAACUGUGGCGGCUUCGGUCUGGAGGGACUCUUUUUCCUGGUCGUGGCCCACGCCACCAGCCCAAUGGGCGCAGUAACGGCUCUCACGCUCGGUGUGGCGUUCAGUGGGUUUGCCAUCUCCGGUUACAACGUCAAUCAUCUGGACAUCGCCCCCCGGUACGCCAGCAUCUUGAUGGGCAUGUCGAACGGCAUCGGAACGAUAGCGGGCCUGAUCUGUCCCAUAGCGAUCGAUCAUCUCACCAGGGGCCAGCCAAAAUCAUGCUGGUCGACCGUGUUCACGAUAGCGGCGACGGUACACUUGGUCGGUAUCACCUUCUACGCCAUCUUCGCGUCCGGCGAGCUGCAGUCCUGGGCCGAACCGACACUGGAAGAGCAGAAAGCCUGGGAUCCGGUGGGAUCGGGCUUCGAAAAGGAGACAACGUUCAACGCGGACGACAACGUAGACGGGCCAGGAGGUCCCGUGGCACCUUUUGGCGAUCCUGCGGCCCAGAUCAACACCACCAAGACGCUCAGCUACGGUGCGGUGCAGCACGUGGCCACCAAUCCGUUCGCGUAUCCGAACGCCAUCAGCGAGGAACCGGUGCAACCGGAGGCGAGGGACACGUAUCUACACGGAAACCCAACCGAGCGUACCUAUUGA
This is a messenger RNA of Anopheles cruzii, 1803 nucleotides long. RefSeq names its product vesicular glutamate transporter 1 (gene VGlut). Gene Ontology annotation, biological process: regulation of synapse structure or activity; transmembrane transport; synaptic transmission, glutamatergic. Gene Ontology annotation, cellular component: synaptic vesicle membrane; excitatory synapse. Gene Ontology annotation, molecular function: L-glutamate transmembrane transporter activity; neurotransmitter transmembrane transporter activity. Lineage: Eukaryota; Metazoa; Arthropoda; Insecta; Diptera; Culicidae. Bases 1 to 1803 code for a protein of 600 amino acids. The transcript is spliced from 7 exons. The record is from RefSeq and is a predicted model, not a curated record.